AUGGAAAGAUGCUCCCCAAUGAGCUUAUAUAGUGUACUAGAAGAAGUGCGUGUAUUGAUAAGUUCCUCGUACGUACCAAUGAGUUUCAUAACCAUUGAAGACUUAGGCCAAAAAAUGAUCUCUUGCUCUUCCUUCUUCGACCUCCCCUUCCUCCUCACACUUGCAACCAUUCUUGUCGCCACCUUAUUCAUCAUCCUAAAGCAGAAGCUAUCCAAAACCGCCGUCGUUUCAAACCUGCCGCCGGGGCCAUGGAAGCUUCCCAUCAUAGGGAACAUCCACCAGAUGGUCGGCGACCAACCCCACCGCCGACUCCGUGAUCUAGCCGGCAAAUAUGGCCCCGACGUGAUGAGCCUUCAGCUUGGGGAGCUCCCUUACAUCGUGAUCUCAACUCCUGAAGCCGCCAAACUCGUGAUGAAAACCCACGACGUAGCUUUCGCUUCGAGGCCUUAUCUCCUGGCUGCGGAUAUACUCUACGAUGGCUGCAAGGACAUAGCUUUCGCGCCCUAUGGAGAGUACUGGAGGCAGAUGCGCAAGAUCUGCACACUCGAGCUUCUCAGCGCGAAAAGGGUUCAAUCUUUCCGCCACAUCAGGGAAGAAGAGGUCUCCAAACUCGUGGACUCUCUUAGUACUGCAGCAGGCUUCAGGGGAGCCUGUGAAUCUGACUCUGAUGUUGUCCACUGUUUCAAAAUCUCUGAUCUAUAUCCUUCGCUCAACUUGCUGCCUGUCCUCUCCGGGUUCAGAGCCAAGCUAGAGAAGAUGCGCAAGGAAUCGGAUUCUGUAUUGGAUCAAGUGAUUGGUGAACACAAAUCAAGAAGAACGGCGGGAAGAAAAGGUGAUGGUGAAAAAGAGGAUCUUGUCGAUGUCCUUCUGAAUCUUCAAGAGGAACAGGAUCUUGGAGUACCCAUCACAAUGGAGGUCAUAAAAGCUGUCACUUUGGUGAACACCAACGUCAUUGUGAACGCCUGGGCGAUCAAUCGCGAUCCUCGCCACUGGACAGACCCCGAGAGAUUCUUCCCGGAAAGAUUUGAGAACGAGUCAAUGGAUUAUAAGGGUGCUGAUUUUCAGUUCAUUCCAUUUGAAACCAAGCGAUAUGUGUUAGCAGGGGAAAAACAGAGUACUUUCAUCAUUACAAUGGAUUAUCUCCGCCAAAAGAUGAUCUCUUGCUCUUCCUCCUUCGAAACAUUCAAAAUCCCCUGCCUCUUCACACUUGCAUCCAUCCUUGUAGUCACCUUCUUCAUCAUCCGAAAGCAGAGGUCCAAAACCGCCGCUCUAAACUUGCCGCCGGGACCAUGGAAGCUUCCCAUCAUAGGAAACAUCCACCAGAUGGUCGGCGACCAGCCUCACCGGCGUCUACGAAAUCUCGCCGGCAAAUAUGGCCCCGACGUGAUGAGCCUUCAGCUUGGGGAGCUCUCUUACAUCGUAAUCUCAACCCCUGAAGCCGCGAAAUUGGUGAUGAAGACCCACGACUUAGCUUUCGCUUCGAGGCCUUAUAUCCUGGGCCCAGAUACACUCUACUACGGUUGCAAGGAAAUCGGUUUCGCGCCCUACGGAGAGCACUGGAGACAGCUGCGCAAGAUCUGCACUUUGGAGCUCUUCAGCGCCAAACGAGUUCAAUCUUUCCGCCACAUCAGGGAAGAAGAGGUGUCCAAUCUCGUGGCUUCUCUGACUCGUUCUGCAGAUGCAGGGGAGCCUGUGAAUCUGACUCAGAUGUUGUUUAAGCUAUCGAGUACCGUAACUUCCAGGGCCGCAUUCGGUGAAGUACAGGAGCUAAACGAUGCUUUUCAGAUUGUUGUCAAUAAUAUUUCGGAUGCUUUCGCAGGUUUCAAAAUCUCUGAUCUUUAUCCUUCCUUCAAAUUACUCCCGACCCUCACUGGGUACAGAGCAAAGUUAUAUAAGCUGCGGAAAGCAACAGAUUCGGUAUUAGAAGAAAUUAUCGGUGAACAUAGAUCGAGAAGAAGGGAGGGAAGAAAAGAUGAUGGUGAGAAAGAGGAUCUUGUCGAUGUCCUUCUGAAUCUUCAAGGAAAAGAGGACCUUGGAAUACCCAUUACAAUGGAAGUCAUAAAAGCAGUGACUUUGGAAAUAUUUUUGGCCGGUAUUGAAUCAUCAUCGACAGUACUGGAAUGGACCAUGUCUGAACUUGUAAAAAAUCCGAGAGUGCUUCAAAAGGCUCAAGAAGAGGUCCGGAAGAUGUUAGGCGAUGGCAGAAAAAUUGUAGACGAAGCAAGCCUUCAUCAACUGGCGUACUCGGACAUGGUUAUUUCCGAAGUUCUAAGGUUACACCCUCCCAUUCCUUUACUUGUUCCUAGAGAAAGUAGAGAGAAGGUGGAACUCAAUGGAUAUGAUGUCCCAAUCAACACCAAAGUCAUUGUGAAUGCCUGGGCAAUCAGUCGGGAUCCCCGUCAUUGGGUCGAACCGGAGAAAUUCUACCCUGAGAGAUUCUUGGACUGCUCAACGGAUUACAAGGGGAAUGAUUUCCAGUUCAUUCCAUUCGGUGCUGGAAGAAGGAUAUGUCCCGGGAUUUCUUUUGGGAUGGCGGUUGUUAAACUGACGCUGGCGAAUCUGCUCUAUCACUUUCAUUGGGAACUUCCAUCCGAAACGAAACAAGAAGGCAUUAAUAUGACUGAAAGUUUUGGAACAUCGCUGAGAAGGAAGAAUGCUCUUCGUUUGAUUGUGAUCCCAGUUGAUGCAGCUUGAUGGGAAGGAGAACAAAUGACAAGAUGUAUAAAUAAGUGAAAGAUUCUCGUUAUGAGAUCUUAUGUUCUCCCCUUUUUUCUUUCUUCUUCUUCUUCUUGUUGCUUCUAAUUUCUUCACUCCCGUCAAAAGCACUCUAGUACCUAGCAAAUUUUCUUAUUUUUAUAAGCGCCUUUAUUUAUUGAGGUAAGAGUGGUUGAAUGGAGAAGAGCUACAGGGAGAGAAAAAAAAAUGUUGAAGAUCGUUAGGGUAGACAAUAUCGUCCAACUCAUAAAAUCGUACUUAGCAGUCAUUAAACUCUUUUAUCUAUAUUUAAGUAUUUUCCACUUGUAGAAGAUUGAAGCACCUUAACAAAUAGUUUGUUAUGGAUGAAUUUUGUUACAUAAUAAAACCUAGUUGAGUCGUGAAUGUUGUCCUGCUUAA
Molecule: messenger RNA, 3114 nt
Organism: Linum tenue
Lineage: Eukaryota; Viridiplantae; Streptophyta; Magnoliopsida; Malpighiales; Linaceae
Source: the annotation of a GenBank genome assembly